UCAGUUGCAGUGUUUUUUGCAGGCGCGUCCACAUCCGCUCCUGCAGACAGGGCUCUGGAUGGAAACGGGUGAUAACCCUCUUGACUCCUGCGUGUCUCUGACAUAUCCUGCCAGGAGCGGAAGUGUCUGGGAUUCCGCCCGAUCCAUCUUUCCAAAACAGUCGUUCGUAAAGGGAGACGGAGGCGAGCGUCGUCUGUAUCCCUUCCCACACCAUCAUCGCCCUCAGCCGGGCUCCAGUCAGUGUCGCUGCGCUGCCAGUUCAUGCGGAUACAUCGGCACGGGACAUGCUCUGUCAGGUCUGCGCAGUCGACGAGAAAGCCUGCCUGGACACAGGAGAGGAUUAAGUUACUGCUGCUGGCGGCGGAUUAUUUUAUUGGCCUCCUCCUGUCACGCCCGAGUCUUUGGUGAUCCUUUUUCCAAUUAAGAGAGGCCUUUCAAAAGCCAGAUAUGUCUUUCAGGCGAGGUGUGGUCAGGCAGAGCAAAUUCCGCCAUGUUUUUGCCCAGGCGUGGAAAGCCGAGCACUGCAUCGACGACGUCAGAGUGUCCCGCGUUACGUGGGACAGUCCCCUUUGUGCAGUGAACCCCAAAUUCAUCGCUGUUAUAAUCGAAGCAGGCGGAGGAGGAGCCUUCCUGGUUGUUCCGAUCGGCAAGAGCGGUAGAAUCGAUCAGUCCUGUCCAACAGUGUGCGGCCAUGCAGCACCGGUGCUGGACAUCCAGUGGUCUCCUCAUGAUGACAAUAUCAUUGCAAGUGCCUCAGAGGACUUCACAGUAAAGGUGUGGCAGAUCCCAGAUGGGGGCCUGACAAGUCCAAUGACUGAGGCUAUUGUGACCCUCGAGGGCCACAGUAAAAGAGUGGGCAUCCUGGCUUGGCACCCUACUGCCUUCAACAUCCUCCUAACUGCAGGCUGUGAUAAUGUCAUAUGCGUGUGGAAUGUGGGGACGGGGGAGCUUGUGUACCAGCUGAGUGAUGCCCAUCCAGACCUGAUCUACAGCGUCAGCUGGAACAAGGAUGGCAGUGCUGUCUGUACCGUCUGCAAAGACAAGGCCCUGCGCGUUAUUGACCCACGAAGAGGCACCGUCCUCAAGGUGAGAGAGAAGGUCCAUGAUGGUACCAGGCCCAUGAGAGCUGUGUUCCUCUCAGAUGGGAAGAUCCUGACCACAGGCUUCAGCCGUAUGAGUGAGAGACAGCUGGCACUGUGGGAUACCAAAGAUCUCUCUGAGCCAAUGGCUGUACAAGAAAUGGAUACAAGUAAUGGAGUUCUUCUACCCUUUUAUGACCCUGAUACAAACAUGGUCUACCUGUGUGGAAAGGGGGACUGCACCAUCCGGUAUUUCGAGGUGACAGAUGAAUCUCCGUAUGUUCACUUUCUCAGCUUAUACAGCAGCAAAGAGCCUCAGAGAGGGGCAGGCUUUCUUAGUAAAAGAGGUGUGGACGUCAACAAGUGUGAAAUUGCCAGGUUCUACAAACUGCAUGAAAGGAAAGUAGAACCCAUCUCUAUGACUGUACCACGGAAGUCAGAUCUGUUCCAGGGAGACCUGUACCCAGACACAGCCAGCUUAGAGCCAGCUCUCCUGGCUGAUGAAUGGAUAGCUGGGCAGGAUGCACCACCACUGCUGGUCUCCCUGAGUGGUGGUUACACGGCUCCUCCAUCCAAGCACAGAGACACCCUCAGGAGCAAGCCCAAACUCGUCUCACAGGACUCUGGGACCGGGGCCACCCCGCCUUCAGCUGGCAAUGUAGCUGCUCCAACAUCUACACCUACCUCUGCCGCCAAGGAGACAGAAGAAGAGGUGCCACAGCCACGAGUAGCCACGAAAGAGACAGAUGGAAAUACUGACAGGCCGAAGAGAGAGGACGAUGUGUUGAACGAGUUGUUAGCAGAAAUGAAGGCUUUACGUGCCGUCGUACUCGCUCAGAACCAGAGAAUCGAGCUGCUCGAGAGGCAGCUGGCUCGGAUUGAAGAUGGGGAUGUAUGAGGAAGUAGGAGAUUCACUACAUUUGGAGGGCAUUCUUUCUAAAUCCAUAGACCAUAGCCUUACUAGAAUCAACAGUUCCUUAAGCUGUGUGAGUGGGAGAAUGUAGUGUAGGGUAGCAAGUAACUGUGAAUCACAGUUGCUUACAACUAGGCCAAGUUGCAAUGAAAAUAAAACCACAGUUCUGCAACCAAUGUCUCUGCAAUUGUUUUCCAGGUUGUAGUUGAGAACGGGGUGUCAUCUGCAUAGACUGAAAUUUAAGACUGACAUAAUGUUUGGUUUUACAUAUGAAGGAGUAUUGUAGCAGCUAUUUGGUGGUGCAUAUAGUGCAGCUUUGAGCUUUGCAAAAUCCACGUGUUAAUUUUGAAGGGCUGUGAAGGAGUUACAGCAGCACCAUUGCCUCAAAUUAAUGCACAAAGCAGGACACAGCGUUAUAUUAAAGCUGCUGACAUUCUAUAGCAAAGCAAUUAAGUACCUCUAAUAUAACUGUUUUCUCUGACGCACUCACAAAUAUAAGCAUUAGGGCUAUUUAAUCAGGUAGUUAAAGCUGCUAAACUGUGACUUCAUAUCAGACCCCCGGUUGUUAACUCACUGUUAUACUUUUGCUUUAUUAUACUACUUCAUGAUAGGACAUUGUGUGUAAGGUUAAUGGUAGGAAAAUCUUUUGGUACACAAAUCAUGAUCUUGACAGAGAGAAUUGUGUGAAUGAUAGCUGUUGAGAGCGUAGCUAAGUAUCUAUGUGUAUCGUAAUUGUGUGUACUCUUUGCAAUGAAAUGGUAACACUUGUGAUUUUGUACCUCAUGUUGUUUUCUGUCACAUCAUGAGGCAAGAUAUAUGUCCACAUUAACAUUAAAAUAGAAAUAUGCAGACGUGCUCUUUACCUUCUUUUGACGUGUGUAAAGAAGCAGGAUCUCUGCUGAGUUUUUUCAAGACCUCUUAACUUUUUACUUUUUAAUCAUUGUUUCACAUACAAAUAUAACGUUAAUACCAGUUACACUACAAAGUACAUUAAAUAUAUUGAAAUGAUCAGUCCAGAAAAGUGUUUGCAGCCAAAUAAAAGAGGAAGAUGAAGUUACAAUGAAAUGUGGAACAUUAUAUACAGUUUGCAGUUAUAUUUGUAUUGGUGUUAAAGAUCUUAGCUCUAUUCAGUUUUUUUUUUAGCUUUGUGUUUUUUGCCAUUCCAUUUAGAGGCACUGACCUGUUACGUGUCCAUCAGUCAAUUAUAGUGCAACAAUGGUACAUUCCACAUCAAUCCCUUUAUUACUCCAAUUGUAAUUUAUAUGUCUUUAUGCACUGACCUCUUAACACUAACUGUAAAACUAGUAGCAUUGUAAAUGAAACUACAUUGUGAAAGCUCAAUAAAGAUUCAUUCCUC
This is a messenger RNA of Toxotes jaculatrix (banded archerfish), 3349 nucleotides long. RefSeq names its product coronin, actin binding protein, 1B (gene coro1b). Gene Ontology annotation, molecular function: actin filament binding. The transcript is spliced from 12 exons. Bases 448 to 1977 code for a protein of 509 amino acids. NCBI's taxonomy places the organism in Eukaryota, Metazoa, Chordata, Actinopteri, Toxotidae. The record is from RefSeq and is a predicted model, not a curated record. Gene Ontology annotation, biological process: actin filament organization; cell migration.